Molecule: messenger RNA, 7086 nt
Organism: Symbiodinium sp. CCMP2592
Lineage: Eukaryota; Dinophyceae; Suessiales; Symbiodiniaceae
Source: the annotation of a GenBank genome assembly
AUGGACUUCGGCGACGCGCUCGCCGCAGGUUCGUCUCAUCGUUCCGAGCAAAGCUCUGAGAGCACUCAGGAGAUUUUGAGUCAGCAUAUCUACGAGCUCCAGCUGGAGGUCAACGAACUAAGGCUUCAGGUGCAAGCUCUCACAACCCAGGUGCAAGCACUAGAAGAGAGCCUCUCUCGCGUCUGGGUGAACCAGACGGGUCGUUUCUCGAGCCGCCCUUGCACGAGUCUUGAGCUUCUUUUCCGGGGGAUGAGUGCUGAAGCUUUUUAUCCAGAUGAGGGUCCGCAGGUCCCUCUGUCUGCCAUACCUGCCAGCCCAAUAUCUCCGAGUGCGGCUGUGUUCGAGGGCACACCUGAUCAGGGUCCCUUAGCGGCCUUCAUGAGCAGCCCCGUCGAGGGCGAUGAUCUUACUGAGGAGCAGCUGGGGGGCUUGAUGUCUCGCGAGGACACACAACUUCCCCCUGACGACGACCCGAUUGCAGACCGUCUGGAACAGCAGCUUGCAGGCUUCAUGGCCUACGGCGGCAGUGCAGGUGAUUGGCAUGCCAUGAACUCAGGUUUCAUUCUUGCAAGGCAUUCCCGUCAGGCGAUGCCGUGGGAAAGAGUGACGAGGCCCCGCUUGGGGCCCGGCUUCAUGUUCCAGGAGCCGUUGCUAGGUCGCUUCGACGGCCUUAGGAGGGCGGCGAUCCCCGCCCCUGCAGCAGGGCCGUGGGCAUGGGUGCCCAAAGGAACUUACGAGGCCAGGCGACUUCUCGCAGCCAGGUUCGCCAAAAGCGAUGACAUGCUUAGGCUUACAGCACUGAAGAAAAUUCGGCUCAUCGUGCUUUUCUUCCCGGAUGAUUCGGAGCUUGGAAGGAACCUCGUGGGUUCUGCAGGCUCCCUGGUGGAGGAAUCCAUGCUGACCUCGUUUGCCAAGUGGAUCGUAGCUAGCAAAGGGCGCCCUCUGGCGCCUUCCGAGGGCGAGUUGUACGCUUAUAUGCUUCACUUGCGACGAGAGAAAGCAGGAGCCACUGCCGGCGAGUCUUUUCUCAAGGCCUACAAGUUCUUUGUGCACUUGACAGGGGCUGCGCAAGGCUCCAGGAUUUCCCCGCGUGUGCAGGGAGCAGCCAAGGCGAUGUCCAUGGCCAAACGGCCGCUCUGGCAAGCACCGCCCCUACCGGCGGAGGCAGUGCGGCUCUUGGAAGAACUCGUCCACGACUCCGAGGAUUAUGCCAGGGCUAGCAUAGCAGGGUUCAUUCUUUUCUGCCUUUACUCCUCGGCCCGAUGGUCGGAUGCGGCUCGAGGGACUGACUUGAGCAUUGACGUGGCAGGUAACGGGCUUGUCCUUCUUGAGUGUUCGACAAAACAUUACAAGACGAAGGCCAAGGACCGAAAGGAUACCGUGCUGCCUUUGAUUGCACUGGGCAGUGGCUUAACUCAGCCCUCAUGGGGACGUGUCUGGAUGCGCAAGAGGGCCCUGGCAGGGCUACCAGACUGUGCCGUAAUCAUGCCGGCCAUGUCGCCGGGAGGGAACUUUCUAGGAAGGGCCAUGACGGCUGCGGAGGGUUCCUUGUGGCUUCGUGAGUUUUUGCACUUGCAGGGUUUCGCGGGGGAUCUUGAACAGUACAGCUCGCACAGCCUGAAAGCAACCGCCUUGUCCUGGACGGCCAAGAGCGGGACCAUGACCUACGAGGAGCGCCUUACCCAGGGGCAUCAUUGCAGUCCAAAGCACGGCAUGGCUCUCCUGUACUCGAGAGAUGCGCUUGCAGAAAUCAUAGUGAAGGUAGCCAAGGUCGUGAGUGCUGUGAGCCGGGGAGUGUUUAGUCCCGACCUCCCGCGAGCCGAGAGGGUCGCAAGAGCUCUGCAUGGCGAUCCAGCAGAUUUUGCACAUCUUCCUGAGACGACGGCUGAGGAUUUGCCGGCCGAAGAGCCGCAAGAUGAGAACAACUCCGAGGCUGGGUCCGACAUAACAAACCUCGGCGGCCUCGAAGUGGACCUGGGAGCACCGGCCCCGGAGGAGGUCCGUCCUCGGCUUAGCAGCACGUUCUCGGGAGAGACCUACAUGCACGUCUUGAGUGGAGUGGUGCAUAAGUUGGUCAACCCCGGAAUUUUUAAGUGCGGCAGGAAGGUCACGGCAAACAUGCGUUUGAUGGGGCCCGAGGAGGCUCAGGAGAAUGUCUGCCAGCAGUGUCUCAUGGCCGGACUUGAAUCGGUGCCUGCCUUCACCGACCGAGCAAAGCAGAUCGGCAUCAGCGAGGACCUUCUGAAGAAGCUCCUUGCUAAGAGCUUGGACACCUUCGGCAAGCUAGCUUUCGUGUGCUCGAGCAAACCUUCCAGCGGGGAUGACACUCCUCUCUUCGAAGCCCUGAAGACUCUGAUCGGGAGUGAGGUUCCAGUGGAACAACAUAUGGUGAUCAGGAGAUUGUGGUACGAGAGCCACGCCCACGCCCUGGUUGACUUGGAAUCGAGGGCUUCGAGAACAAGUGAUACAAGCCCCCGCGAGCUUCCGUUGGCUGAACGCCUAACACGCUUGAAACGCCAAAGGGGCGAGCUUAAAGGCCUCGAGAUGGAUAUCCACACAGAACCUGGACACGGCCUUGUGGACCGCGUCCAGGCCAUGCUCGAUUCUGCACAAGUGCUGCACAUCGCGCCGGAGAAGUGCAUUUCCCGCCAUGACGAAAUCCUGGGUGAGAAGACGGAACAAAAGAUCUCUUUGGGAGCCGACGGGAACAUCAAGGUCACGAAGCAAGCCUCGAGCCUCCGUUGCGAGACUACCGGCGAGCUCAAGCUUCGCCGGUGCUUCCUGCGCCGGGCCUUAGCGUUCGAUCAAGUAGGGCUCGCCUCCUUCACUGCACUGGAGUCUUGGCACAACCGCAUGUUCCAGGCUCUGCUUGAUGUGCCUCCGGCAGGUUAUCGCUACACUACCGUUCAGCAGCUGCUUGCAGCUGACCAGAAGCUUUGGCAGGUGGUGGCCCAGGAGAGCCGAGGUGACAUCGUCGUCGGGGUCGGAGCCCCGGCUCCUCUUGACAAGCACAUAGCCGCUGCUGCAACCAAUCAGUUUGUCGUGUCAUGCUUGACUCACCUGCCCAAGCCCUUGGAAGCUCCCGCUCCCACAUGGCUGCCAAACAAGCCCGGUAAAGGACUCGGCAAGAAGGGGGAUAAGGGAAACAAGGGCGGAGGCAAAGGCAAGGGCAAGCAAAACCAUAGCCAAUCCGGUGCGGAAGCCGCCCCGACAACCUCCUUGAAGGAGCUGCUCGAAUCUCUGCCAGAGGGCUGUGUGCGAGCCACUGAUGAAGGUCGCUUCAUCUGCCCUUUCUACAAUAAGGGCCGUACAUCGAGUGCAAACAUUGACUAUCCGCAGGUGACCGCUUUGUUUGAUGCGUUGCCACACGACCAGUGCGAUCGGAGUGGUUCGGGUUUUUCCUUCUCUGCAGGACUCUACUCACGAGUCCAAGUGGGCCUCCGCAAGGCCUGCAAGCUGUUUCCACUUUCUGUGCAGGCGGUGAAUAAGUUUGUAGCUCAUUUGCUUGACGGCGCAGUUUACACGAGUUUUGCCAUAUUUUCCAGAGUACAGACCCGGGAGCACCGGGACAAGCAGAAUUCCUUUUUGCCAAACAUAGUGAUUCCUUUGACUGCAUUCACUGGGGGGGCCAUCAAGGUCUUGGAACCCAACCGCGAGAUCGACCUUGAGGUUUCGAAAGGACCGGUGCAAUUUUGUGCUAGGCAGCACCCGCACUCAACUUGUCAAGCGCACGGGCGCCGAACCGUGCUUGUGCUCUUUUCCCUUAAAGCAGCUUCGCAUGCUUCUGCCGAUGAUCAGCUUUGCUUGAAACGUUUGGGCUUCCCUCUGCCCAAUCCGCGACAGCUCAGCUCCGUCGAAGUCUGCAAGUCCGAGCCUAUUUCCUUGGGUGAAGCGAAGCAGCGCCUCUUGCCGUUUCCAGACGAACCUCAAACCGGCAGUGACCCGGGUGCCCUGGGAACGCCGACUCACGAAAGUCGUCCGCCGUCCAUGGUAGAGUGCUUGGCCUGUCGUGGUCCCUUAGCAGCAGAGGCCCUCCUCACCGGAUGGGACGCGAUCCCGGUAGGUAAAGGCCCUCACGAUCCCCACGGCUCGCCUAUGUUGCAUUUGGAUCUCUCUGAGGAGGAAAACGUGCAGGCACUUCUCCGAUUUGAUUCGUCGGCAGCUGUUGAUUGGUGGCACGGGCACCUCUUCCUCAAAUCCUGUGCUCGGUUGGAUCGGGGAUCUUCCAAACAACCUUUGCGGAGCGCUGACUGCAUUUUCGGUUGCCCUAAACUUGCCCCUCGAGCCCAGGACCUGGUGCACCGUGACAACAAGGUUUGCAGGGCCCUUGUUUCAGCCUUGCAACGAGCUCAUCAAACCGGAGCCCUCGUCUCACUCAUCGGGCCUGCCAGGAGCUGGGUUUGGAGCCUCCUAGCGAGCACUGUGAAAUCCACCCAAUCGAAAGGCUUCAUCGACUGGUUCUUCACUUUAGAAGACCAGGAGCUUGACACUUGCAUGUUCGGUUCGCCUUUUCUUACCUCACUCAAGGUCAAAGCCACGCCCGGAGCUUUCCCGCAGAUCUCUGCUACGUGUGACAAAUCACAUAAGCAUCAAGCCUGGCUGCCUUCGCCGGCCGGUGGCACCUUCAACGAUGCUUCCCUGCCCCAUGGUUUGUGCCAACGCCUGUGCGAGUGUGCCACCAAGCUCGUCACCGGAUCAACUAAGCCCCGUGCAGCAGGCCGCUGCCGUCAGCUCCGGGCUGCUGUCAGGGCCGCCGCGGCCAAUCAGUCUCAUUUCACGCCGCCCCUAAUUCCUGAGUUUCGGGUGGUAACCCCUUUGUCCCAAGUGCCUUCGAAUGCUGAUUUCAAGAUCUUGGACAAAGUCGGCUCGACACCGGGGGAAUUGGAUGAGCCGGAUAAGCGGUUUAGGCUUAAUGGUUCUCCCCCUAAGUCCUCGGCUCCCCGAGUAGGUGCAGUGGCUGGUGUUUACCACACCAUGGAAGAGCACCUUCGUCUUGCCUCAAAUUUGUGCAGUCCAGCUGAUACAAGCGAGAGGCUGCCAGAUCAGAUCAGGCGGAACAUUUUCGCCAUGCUGACCGAAGGACCCGUGGCGAUCUCAAAGAAAAGGCUUCUCGCUCUUCAGCAGCUGAACCGAAGAGUGCAGGAGCUUGCAGAUGAAGAAAGAACGCUUCGCGAGAGCAUGCACCCCGAUGUUGAAUCCGUGACCAGGGGGAAAGCGAUCUCCUUGUUCAGGGAACUGCUUGAGGAAACCGCCUUUGCAGACAUGUCCGUAAUCGAUUUGCUUGUGAAAGGCGUGCCACUUGUGGGCCAAGAGCAAGACUCGGCCCUCUUUGCCAAACGGCCGAAGCCGCAGGAGAUCAGCCCGGACCAACUGCGGGCCCAGUCAGCUCUCAGGAGGGACGUUCUACAGCGCACGCGAAAACUCGUCUCUCAGGAGGACUACGCCGCCAUGCGGGCGGAGACGGACGAAGAGGUCAAAGCUGGUUUCCUGAGUGGACCGUACUCUUCCGAGUCCGAGGUCAGUAAAGUGCUGGGGGCCACAAACUGGUCUCUUUCGCCCCGCUUCCUCCUGAGGCAGGGAGAGGACGCAAAGAUUAGGAUAAUAGAUGACUUCAAAAUGUCAGCUGUUAACCGUGCCUUCGGAUCUUCAUCGUUCCUCGAGUUGCAGGACACGGACUUCGCAGUGGGUUUGCUUAGAUUCCUUUCGAGGGUUCUUCAGGAUCGCUCCCGAGUAAGGGUGCCUCUGCUUGAUGGCUCGGUCUUGGAAGGCAACUGGGCGCCUGAGAUGCUGUCGGCCCCUCCCCUGUUGGGCAAGACGCUGGAUUUGAGCAAGGCCUAUCGUCAACUGGCAAUCCACCCUGACUGCAAGGAGUUCUCAGUGCUGGGUUUCCCUACGCCCGCUGGUGGCUGGGAGUACUACAUCACGAGGAGCCUCCCGUUUGGGGCCGGCGCGAGCGUCUUCGGGUUUAAUAAGGUUGCCCUAGGGGUUCUGCACAUCAUGACAGUGAAGUUCAUGGCAAUCGCCACGGACUUUUACGAUGAUUACACCAUCUACGAGUUUAAGCCUGCUGCUUCCUUGCUGGAUAAAGCCCUCAUGCGGCUGCUGGACAUCCUGGGCUGGACCUUCGCGCGCUCCGGGCGCAAGUUUGUGCCUUUUGCCGAAAAGGUAACUUCCUUAGGUGUAACCUUGGGGCUUGAGGAAAUUUGGCAAGGAACCUUGACUGUGGAGAACAAGGCGGGCAGACUUGAGCGCAUCGUUCAGCAGCUGAAGCGGAUUUCGCAAGGAGACGAGAUCACCCGAUCAGAUGUGGCUUCCCUACACGGCCUGCUCAACUUUGCCGGGGGUUUGAUCUUAGGGUUCGAGCUUAAGGCCACCUCGCGUAUGCUGUCGCGAGCCCUGACAGGCCCAUUCCGAGGCAACACAACAGAGUUGCAGCAUGCUUGUGCGUUGGCCUUGGACGUGUUGUCGCAAUGUCGCCCCAAGCGGUGCCCUGCAUCGGUGAAGCCACCCAUCAUCCUGUACACCGAUGGGGCAUACGAGAAAGGCGUUGGGACUUGGGGUGCCGUCAUUGUAGAUGGGGUCACCGGAGCUCGGUGGACCUUUGGCGGGACCGUCUGCCAGCAGCUCAAAGACCUCUGGGAGCGGCAGGCCGGAAAUCAGAUCAUUUGCCAAGUUGAGGGUUACGCUCUUGCAAUUUUGAUCUUCGGUCUUAGGGGUUUCUUGAAAGGCAGGUCGGUCAUAGCCUUCAUCGACAACGAAGCAUGCAGAUUUGGCUUCAUCAAGCGGUACUCGCCAUCCUUGAGCCUUCUUCGCUUAAUCUCGUUGGUGGCGCUGUUGGAGGGGUCUCUCGAGGCCCUACUUUGGUUCGAGCGAGUGCCCUCAAAGAGUAACCCUGCCGAUCUCCCGUCACGGGGAGCUUUCGAAGAGGCUUGCAAACGCUUCGCAGUUGAGAACAAAGGUGACAUCGCAUUGACCCCUACGAUGCUUGAUUUCCUUUGUGCUGCUGACUACAGUGCUCAUACGGCUCAGGCAAUCUUGACCUCCACGCGACUGGAGGCUGACUGGACAUGCUCAGCUUUGCAAUGA